Messenger RNA from Darwinula stevensoni, 1028 nucleotides. The record is from the annotation of a GenBank genome assembly. Lineage: Eukaryota; Metazoa; Arthropoda; Ostracoda; Podocopida; Darwinulidae.
GCUCAUCCUCUGUGUUGGUGGUCAUUGUCUGUGUCACUCCUUCCUCCCACUCCUUCCUUAGCUAUGUGGUGGAGCGAUUCGUUGACUCUGACGACGUUAAUCGCGAAUCUGCUGUUGGGAGCAGGAAGAAGCCUUUCGAGAAACAGUGGAAUCGUGUUUCCGGGUCCCUCCAGCCGGAAUCCCCCCCUUCUCGAAGCGAAGACUGCUUCUUUGCCAUCGGAGAUCCCCAAAGAGCCGACGAUCGAGAAAUGCGAUGGGGAAUACUCCGUGUUCUUCGGCCCCACCAACUCUUGCGAAAAUCUAGUGGAUUUGAAGACUUCGGUCUGCCCUCCCGGGCAAUGGCUCGUUCUCGAUCCGACGACCUCCGAACCGGUUUGCCAGGAACGCCAUUGCUCGGACCAGAACGAACUCCCGAUUCCCGGACACGCUGUACUCUGUCUGUCCAAGGAACACCCGUUUUUCCCUAACGGUACGGCAUUCUGCGGAGGGAGGCAAAUUCUCGCCGUGGAUAAGUACGGCUUCGGUCACUGCGAAUGUCCGAUCGACAGAGGUUUGGUCUUUUGGGAAGCGGACGGUGGCUGUCACCCUCUGUUCACCAGAGGUCCGUGCGGACCGGGCGACAUCUUCGUGUUUGACGACCUCGUCGGCAGAGUCGUCUGCCGCGUGAAUCCGUGCGCAGACGGAGAGAUCUACUGGCUGCCACACGGACGAUGUUACGGCUACACGCCGGGAAGCCGAAUGCACGAGGUGUGCGGAGGGCAAGACACCCUUCAAGUUUUCGUCAACUUGGGGAAAUUUUCUCUGGAAUGCAACAAUCCCAUCACGGUGCCGUUGUAUGCGUUAGGGACGUUCACGCAACGGAGAUGUCAGUCGGGAACGAUGCGGGUGGCUGCGGACAAGAGCUGCACGAAGACCAUCGAUUUCGGCUGCCCCAGCGGACAACAACCCGACCUCUUCGGAGGCUGCAAAUAUAUCUUCUGAUAUCACUGAAACAGGAAAAAGUGGAAUAAAUAACACAUUUUCAAUUA